Molecule: messenger RNA, 2312 nt
Organism: Sapajus apella (tufted capuchin)
Lineage: Eukaryota; Metazoa; Chordata; Mammalia; Primates; Cebidae
Product: myosin-1-like
Exons: 19
Biological process (GO): vesicle transport along actin filament; actin filament organization
Cellular component (GO): myosin complex; cytoplasm; vesicle
Molecular function (GO): microfilament motor activity; actin filament binding; ATP binding
Source: RefSeq, a predicted model, not a curated record
UUUUUUUUUUUUUUUUUUUUUUGCAGUUCUGACCCACUUUAAGGUCGCAUCUCUAAGACAGGGUCCUUUAUUGGGCUGCCAUCAAUAACCUGCAGCCAUGAGUUCUGACUCAGAGAUGGCCGUUUUUGGGGAGGCUGCUCCUUUCCUCCGAAAGUCUGAAAAGGAGCGAAUUGAAGCUCAGAACAAGCCUUUUGAUGCCAAGACAUCAGUCUUUGUGGCAGACCCGAAGGAAUCCUUUGUGAAAGCAACAGUGCAGAGCAGGGAAGGGGGGAAGGUGACAGCCAAGACUGAAGCUGGAACUACUGUCACGGUGAAAGACGACCAAGUCUAUCCUAUGAACCCUCCCAAAUAUGACAAGAUCGAGGACAUGGCCAUGAUGACUCACCUGCAUGAGCCUGCUGUGCUGUACAACCUCAAAGAGCGCUACGCAGCCUGGAUGAUCUAUACCUACUCAGGCCUGUUCUGUGUCACUGUCAACCCCUACAAGUGGCUGCCGGUGUAUAACGCAGAGGUGGUGGCUGCCUACCGAGGCAAAAAGCGCCAGGAGGCUCCGCCCCACAUCUUCUCCAUCUCUGACAACGCCUAUCAGUUCAUGCUGACCGAUCGGGAGAAUCAGUCUAUCUUGAUCACUGGAGAAUCUGGUGCAGGGAAGACUGUGAACACCAAGCGUGUCAUCCAGUACUUUGCAACAAUUGCAGUUACUGGGGAGAAGAAGAAGGAAGAGCCUACUUCUGGCAAAAUGCAGGGGACUCUGGAAGAUCAAAUCAUCAGUGCCAACCCCCUACUGGAGGCCUUUGGCAAUGCCAAGACCGUGAGGAAUGACAACUCCUCUCGCUUUGGUAAAUUCAUCAGGAUCCACUUCGGUGCCACAGGGAAACUGGCUUCUGCUGAUAUUGAAACAUAUCUUCUGGAGAAGUCUAGAGUUACUUUCCAGCUAAAGGCUGAAAGAAGCUACCAUAUUUUUUAUCAGAUCAUGUCUAACAAGAAGCCAGAUCUAAUUGAAAUGCUCCUGAUCACCACCAACCCAUAUGACUAUGCCUACGUCAGUCAGGGGGAGAUCACAGUGCCCAGCAUUGAUGACCAAGAAGAGCUGAUGGCUACAGAUAGUGCCAUUGACAUCCUAGGCUUCACUUCAGAUGAAAGAGUGUCCAUCUAUAAGCUCACAGGGGCUGUGAUGCAUUAUGGGAACAUGAAAUUCAAGCAAAAGCAGCGUGAGGAGCAAGCUGAGCCAGAUGGCACCGAAGUUGCUGACAAGGCGGCCUAUCUCCAAAAUCUGAACUCUGCAGAUCUGCUCAAAGCCCUCUGUUACCCCAGGGUCAAGGUCGGCAAUGAAUAUGUCACCAAAGGUCAAACUGUGCAGCAGGUGUACAACGCUGUGGGUGCUCUGGCCAAAGCCGUCUACGAUAAGAUGUUCCUGUGGAUGGUCACCCGUAUCAACCAGCAGCUGGACACCAAGCAGCCCAGGCAGUACUUCAUCGGGGUCUUGGACAUUGCUGGCUUUGAGAUCUUUGAUUUCAACAGCCUGGAGCAGCUGUGCAUCAACUUCACCAACGAGAAACUGCAACAGUUUUUCAACCACCACAUGUUCGUGCUGGAGCAGGAGGAGUACAAGAAGGAAGGCAUCGAGUGGGAGUUCAUUGACUUCGGGAUGGACCUGGCUGCCUGCAUCGAGCUCAUCGAGAAGCCCAUGGGCAUCUUCUCCAUCCUGGAAGAGGAGUGCAUGUUCCCCAAGGCAACAGACACCUCCUUCAAGAACAAGCUGUAUGAACAACAUCUUGGAAAGUCCAACAACUUCCAGAAGCCCAAGCCUGCCAAAGGCAAGCCUGAGGCCCACUUCUCGCUGAUCCACUAUGCAGGCACCGUGGACUACAACAUUGCAGGCUGGCUCGACAAGAACAAGGACCCCCUGAAUGAGACAGUGGUCGGGCUGUACCAGAAGUCUGCAAUGAAGACUCUGGCUUACCUCUUUUCUGGGGCAGCAGCAGCAGAAGCCGAGGCUGGUGGCGGUGGAAAGAAAGGUGGCAAGAAGAAGGGUUCUUCUUUCCAGACCGUGUCUGCUCUCUUCAGGGAGAAUUUGAAUAAGCUGAUGACCAACUUGAGGAGCACUCACCCCCACUUUGUGCGGUGCAUCAUCCCCAAUGAAACUAAAACUCCUGGUGCCAUGGAGCACGAACUUGUCCUGCACCAGCUGAGGUGUAACGGUGUGCUGGAAGGCAUCCGCAUCUGUAGGAAAGGAUUCCCAAGCAGAAUCCUUUAUGCAGACUUCAAACAGAGAUACAAGGUAUUAAAUGCAAGUGCGAUCCCUGAAGGAC